UCGGUAAUGGAGGUAUAAAGACCGCUAGACACUGGGGACGUGAAUAGGGAAGCGCCACAACAAUGUUGCCAAACAUUUUCCUGCUCGCCAUUUCUGCAUUGGGUUCGGGCGUGAAGAGAGACGUUUCCAGAUCUGGAUCAUGUUCCCAUGGUGAUAUCCAAAGAGUAGAGAGAUGCUUAGAAGUUGUGUACUCCGUUUUGGACGAAUCGCCUAUAAUAUGCGGGGACGUGACACGUGCCAUAAACUGUGUGACUUCGACCAUCGAGCGAUGUCCUCACAUAGGCGGACCCCUGUUACUUGCAGAAAUUGACAAAAUCCGCCCUCACUUAAUGGAAGUCUGUGUUGAGACAAGUCCGGUGCCUGGAGAUGGAGAAACUCCGGUUGAGCCACAGGAUAGAGGGUCUCCUCAGAGAGUGGAAGGUUCGGGCGUGAAAAGAGAAGUUUCCAGAUCUGGACGGUGUUCCUCAAAUGAUACCAAGAGAUGCUUACACAGAAUGCACUCCUUUUUCGACGCAUCGACCAUAAUGUGCGGGGACGUGACACGUGCCAUAAAUUGUUUGACUUCGAUCAUCGAGCGAUGCUCUAACAUAGACGGAGGCACGUCUCUUGCAGACCUUAACAUAAUACGCCUUUACCUGAUGGGACUCUGCCCAAGGAGCAAGUGAUGGAAUUUCAUGAAGAGGUUCAAGGAAACGUUCAAGGACAUGUUCAAGGAAUUUAAAUAAAUGAUUUAAGUAAA
Molecule: messenger RNA, 739 nt
Organism: Haliotis rufescens (red abalone)
Lineage: Eukaryota; Metazoa; Mollusca; Gastropoda; Lepetellida; Haliotidae
Exons: 7
Coding region: 63-665 (200 amino acids)
Source: RefSeq, a predicted model, not a curated record